Messenger RNA from Gasterosteus aculeatus aculeatus (three-spined stickleback), 4999 nucleotides. It is a transcript of the gene itih6, whose product is annotated as inter-alpha-trypsin inhibitor heavy chain family member 6. Lineage: Eukaryota; Metazoa; Chordata; Actinopteri; Perciformes; Gasterosteidae. Gene Ontology annotation, molecular function: serine-type endopeptidase inhibitor activity. Gene Ontology annotation, biological process: hyaluronan metabolic process. The record is from RefSeq and is a predicted model, not a curated record.
AAUAGACCAUUGUACUGUUCCAUUCUGCAAAUAAUGGGUCUGUGCUCGAGGGAGAUGAAAACUCACAUUUGGGAGCGAUUUAAGGAAUAAAAGUCAGACUGGGACAUUCAGUGGGAACACUCCUACAAGAAGGGGGAGGGGAGGUGUUUUUGUAGCGGGGUGGUUUCACCCAAACAGGAGAGCAAGGGUUAAUAAUCCCUCGUUUCUCGUGCACCUUGGUGGCAGCAGUCUGCGAUAUUUCCAGUAUGCUUGAUCACAACCUGGGGGCAGCUCUCUUCCAACCGAGUGGGAUUUUCUUUGACUGAGCUACAAGUUUUUUUCCCCAUUUUUGAAAUCUUUCUUUUUGGUUCACAGCAUCUGACGGAUGUUCAACAGUUAUUGGAACAGAUUUUAUUCUCACAGCAGUAAAACUAGGAUUGAAUUAGGCCGAGGCGAGGGAGGGGAGAGACUGCCCCUCGCACGAGAUCACUCGUGUAAAAUGUGAGGUAUGUGCACAGCGUCCUGCUGCACGAGCUGCCUCAGUCCCGCUGACAACGUGAGGCUGCUUCACCUUGGAGUCUGAAAUCUGAAUGACUAUGGAUGACACGAUGAACUUCAAGGUCCAGUGCAUUUUAGUGUUCUUCGCUUUCUGCAUGCAAGAGGGAUUAUCAAAGGAUUAUGAAGCAAACCUUGGAGCAGAUUAUCUUCUACAGAGAGUCAGACGUCAAAGCAAACCAGCAAAGGCAGUGCUGAAGGUGACUGACUACCAUGUGAGGUGUUCGGUGGUGUCCCGCUAUGCUAUUACCACCGUCCAGAGUUCAGUAUGGAACCAGCUGCCCAUCACCAAGGAGGCGGCCUUUGAGGUGGACCUUCCCUCCUCUGCUUUCAUCUCCAACUUCACCAUCACUUCUAAUGGCAAAGUGUACGUGGCCCAGGUGAAGGAAAGAGCCGCUGCCAGGAAAAUGUACGAUGCCGCUAAGAAGCAAGGAAAAACAGCUGGCCUUGUUGCUACCAAAGAAAGGGAGAUUGAAAAGUUUCGCGUGGCCGUGAGCGUGCCGCCGGGAGCCCUGAUGUCCUUCUCCCUGUCCUACGAGGAGCUGUUGCCUCGGCGACUCGGCCGCUAUGAACUCAGUUUGGGUUUGAGGCCCGGGCAGCCUGUGCAGAACCUCACGUUGGAGGUCAGCAUAACCGAGCGGACGGGCAUCAGUUUCAUCAAGGCCUUUCCGCUCAAGACCAGCCGACUGAUCUCCAACACUGCUCAGGGUGAUGCAGACCCCCCCGCCUCCACUCACGUUGAGCACAGCGCCGGCUGUGCUCGGGUUCGCUACAGUCCCACCAUACAGCAGCAGAAUAGCAUCUCCUCCAAAGGUCUUAACGCAGACUUCAUCAUCCAGUACGAUGUGGACCUCAGAGACCCCCUGGGGGAAGUCCAGGUGUAUGAUGGCUACUUUGUGCAUUACUUUGCACCCAGAGGGCUUCCUGUGGUUCCAAAGGACGUUAUAUUUGUCAUUGAUGUCAGUGGCUCAAUGAUAGGAACUAAGAUAAAACAGACCAAGCAGGCAAUGAGCAUCAUUCUCGGGGACCUUAGAGAGGGAGACCACUUUAAUAUCAUCACCUUCUCAGACAAGGUUUACACCUGGAAGAAAGGACGGACGGUCCGGGCGACUCGGCAGAAUGUACGCGAUGCCAAAGACUUCGUGAAGAGGAUUAUCGCAGAGGGAUGGACCAACAUCAAUGCAGCUCUGCUGUCAGCCGCGCUGCUCGUCAACCCUCCCUCCUCCGCCUCCCCCAAUCACCUUCCAUCCCCUCGUGUCCCUCUGGUGAUUUUCCUUACUGAUGGGGAGGCAACCAUUGGAGUAACAGCUGGCGACACCAUCCUCAGCAACGCCAAGAAAGCUUUGGGCUCCUCCUCUCUGUUCGGCCUGGCCUUUGGAGACGAUGCGGACUUCCUCCUCCUGAAACGCCUGGCUCUGGACAACCGCGGCGUGGCGAGAAUGGUGUACGAGGACGCAGACGCAGCCCUGCAGCUGAAGGGUUUCUUUGACGAAGUGGCCAGCCCUUUGCUAUCGGACAUCCAGCUGUCGUAUCUGGACGAUCAGGCGUUCGACAUCACGCACGCCCUGUUCCCAAAUUACUUCCAAGGCUCGGAGUUGGUGGUGGCUGGGAGGGUCAAACCAGGGGUCAAGGACUUAAAGGUGUCGAUGUCUGCCACGGACGUAACGCAGCGUGUCAAUUUGGAGAAUGAUGUGUUGGUUUCUCACGCCAAGAGGAAUGGGAGUGCAGAAUCACUCGAAUGUCCGGGAGGUUUGGAAGGAAUAUCCAGUUUUGUGCGCCGUCUCUGGGCGUAUUUCACCAUCAAAGAGCUUUUAUUGGCCAAACUUAAUGCUACCGACCCUGCGACUCAAAGGUUGCUGGCAGACAAGGCCACCAACCUGUCCCUCAAGUAUAACUUCGUAACACCUGUCACGUCUUUAGUUGUAGUUAAGCCAGACGCAGAAACUCCAACCACCGCAAAACCUGCCACUGCAGCAACUGUGACCACAACAGGGACAACUACCGCCACCAGCAAAAUAUUAGCUGCUGGUCAUGCAAAGUCCAUUUCAGCUUCUAACCCCAAUUCUGGAAAAAACAAACCAGACCCUCCUCGGGCACCUCCAAAGCGGGCUAAGAAAAUCUCAGGACCAACGUCCACGGCAAAGACAGCACCGUCUAGGAAAACCACGACUUCGAGUCCCAGCUCUGUCAAGACGGCCCCAGCUCCUUUCUCGGGUAAAAAGCCCACUCCUUCCCACAACGACACCAGAACUGUCUCUCCUCCCCCCCACCCUCCCGUCGGCAAGACACCGCUGAAAGCUCUCAAAACGGCGGCGCCCCCUGCACCUGGGAAGGUCUCCACCCAGCAGCCCAAAGCCUUCAAAACCACCACGGCCAGCGCAGCGACAGCGUUCACCACCAGCACCGCGCCGGCCCUCGGCUUGUUCGGAACCGACCCAGCGCUCCCGCCCGGGAAACCUCUCAGGCCUGACCUGCCUCCUGUCAGAGGGGCCGCGCCCGACCUGCCGCAGGCGGCAAACCCUCCCACACCUGCUCCAGAUGUGGGGGAAGUCAGCAGCGCCCUGCCCGAGCUGUCGCCUCCGCUCACCUCCCCCGCGCCGGCUGCAGCUCCGGCUGCGGACGACAACAGGACAGACGCGAGCAUCGCAACCUUCGUGUCGGCCACCUUUGCCCCCAUGCCCGGCGUGACAGAUGGGCCGCGGCUGUGGGAAGCAGCCGGGCUUCUGGAUGUCUCUACCUUCAUUCAGAGAAAAGAUAUCGACCUUGUGAAAGACUAUGAUGCAACCUAUGACUACGACUACGAUCUCAACUACGAUGCCUGGGAUGAUACUGAAGACUCAUCAUUUGACAGUUCUCCCUCCGGAUUGAGCACCAUUCGGGUCUUCUCCUCAUCAGUUGAUGGAGAUCCUCAUUUUGUGGUCCAGCUACCAAAGCUGCACCAGAACCUGUGUUUCACAGUAGACGGCAGAGCGAAUGACGUUCUUAGACUGAUCGAGGAACCUGAGAGAGGCAUCAUUGUAGACGGCCACCUGAUGGGGGCUCCACCCAAGCGCGGCGCAGAGUUACGCCCCCGAACUUACUUUGACCGGCUGACUAUUUCCUCAGCCGCGGGGGGCUCUGGUGAGGUCAUGAUCAGCCUCUCACUGGACGCCGUGGUGGUGGAAGGGGAAGGGCGGGACAUUCUUCCCAUCAAUCAGCAAGGGUCCGUGGCGAGGCGGGGAGCGACGGUCACCGUGGACAACCACCGGAGCUGCUGGAUCGAGCUGAACAAGGGUGUGAAGUUCCUGGUUAUGUUCCACCAGUACGAUCACCCCAGCUACCUGCAGAUGGCUCACCUGGGUUUCUACAUCACAGACGGGCGGGGGUUGUCCGCUUCGACCCAAGGCCUGCUGGGCCAGUUUCAGCACGCUGACAUUAGUGUAACGCCGGUGAAAGAUUAUCUGGGUGGCGGCGCGCACAAUCAGGCAAUUUCAGCUCUGGGACUCCUGAGGUGGGGAUCAGAGGAAAUUCCGGUCACCUUGCAGGACAAGACGCUGAAAGACACGCUGCGGAAACACCACGUGGGCAAGUGUUGGGUGGUGCCCAAGGCGGAGGUGGAGAGACUACUGGGACACCCGUACGAGAGCUACGUGGUGGAUGGUGUGUAAUUCUACCUGAGUCCGCUCCGCCUCCUCACAGCUCAGCUCAGGUCACGGCAGUUGUCAUGGCAUGGUUAUUGGACACGGGAUGAGCAGGAAUUGGGGCUGCGUGGGGCUAAAAAUGACACGGCGCCUCUCGUUGUGUAAUAUUGUGUUAGGAGCGAUGCAACAGGUGUGGUUACAAAAGAGCCGGAGAGGGAAUAACGUUUUAUAAGAGUAGUGAGGGAGCAUGGGUGCAGGAAUAUAAUGAAGGACUCAAUGAUGCUGUUGUGCAUUAGGCGGAUUUGGUUUUGGAUUCAAACGCUGCGUUCUGUAUCUAUGACAGUGGUUGCAUGGCAACCACAAAAUAUCCAUUUGCGCUGCAGCAGUUUGUUCCCGCUCCAAAAUGUGUUGCUCACUGACUCUUAAAAGAUGUUUAUUAGAUUAUUGUCAUAUUUCAUCCUGAAAUGAUUAUUAAACAAAUUCUUGUAAUUGGGUGGGUUGUAUUGUGCUAUUGUGUAUGAAAUAUUAUUGUAUGUACAUACUCAUCCCACAAAUCUCACCUGGAUAUUUCAAUUGAAUCGUCAAGAGGAUACAAACAAAAUCAGGGUUUUUCUCCAGUUUUGCCAUGUGCUUUUUAUUUUUCUAUCAUUUCAUUCAUAGUUUAAUUCAUUUUAUUUGUUACACAAGACAUUAGGCAUUGCUCACAAACUAGUGAUCAAACAAGGACAGUAAGUUUUCUACUACUUAGCCUGAACUAUUUCUUUUGUCAAUUUCAAGGGAUAUUCAAGUCAAUAGUGGUUUCCAAAUAUGCCAAACUGGAUGAAAAUUAAAACAGUACAACCACA